Messenger RNA from Pelodiscus sinensis (Chinese soft-shelled turtle), 4699 nucleotides. The record is from RefSeq and is a predicted model, not a curated record. Lineage: Eukaryota; Metazoa; Chordata; Testudines; Trionychidae.
GUGGCCUUAUUUGGCUGGCUAAGCCCUGUAACAUGUUGUGAGGGUGUCAGUAGCCACCCAAUAGUUGCUCCGUUGCACUCCGCCCUGUGGGAGAGAGAUCUUUCACCAGUGCUUCAGAGCAAAGGCAGUUUCAGUUCUUGCUGCUCUCGGAAGUACUGCCUCUGAGAUCCCGGCCUUUUCAUGUUAUUUUUAAAGCGAGGUGUAGAGUCUCUGGAAGCCCAAGCAGCUACACAGUGGAACAUUUUUUAUUUAAAAUAUUUUCCUGUCCAGUGAGAGGCGCAGAUGGACAUUUAGCAGGACAAGUGACCAGGGAGUUUUUGAAAGUUUCGUCCAAACAGUGUAAAAAAAAAGUUCCUUUCCUAAGCAUGGUAGACUGCAAAACCUGUCUAAAAUGCAGUCUCUGUGGAGAGCGUGUCUUGUGGGUAGUCGGUGCUGUUUGUUCAGCCCCUGCCCUCUGACCCUGAAUGAUGACCCAUUAACACAUCAGUGCGCCAAGGUCAGGGAGGCUUGAAUGAAUGAGGCGCUUGGUUUGGUAACUUGUCCCGGCAGCUUUGCGAGGCUGAAACAAACACGCCCCACACGAGCCUGUUCCAAGUCUCUUUCCCAGGGUGGGAGGCGCCCACCCACAGACCUGGGCUCAGUCUCAUUCAGAGAACGAGUUGCCCCAUCUGGGAUUAAUUUGCUGCAGCUCAGUCGCUCCCCGUGGAGAGCGCGGGGAGGGGGAAGGGUUGCCUAGUGUUAAAUCCCCCUUGAUCCUCGCUAGAAAGCUCCCCACGGACCCGUCCUGCCCUGUCCGCGGCUCCGAACCGUCGCCUUGCGUUGCGGUAGUAAAUUACCUUCCCCCUGGCCCCUCCUUUUCAGAAUCUUCAUACACCCCAGCUCUGUGAUGUCACAGCAUCGAUACCGAGCGGAUACAAUGAAACCUCGUGUCUCGUAGCAACCGCCCGUGGGGGCGUGGCUUUCGCAAGGCCAACUGUUGCCUAAGGUGGAGAGCGCGGAGAAGCGCGACUCGCGAUUUGCCCGGGCUGUUGCCGAGCGAGGAGCGGGGGCCCGGCUCUCCAGGCAAGCGCCUCGCUCGGGGUGGGAGUCCCGCCUUGCCGGCAGGGUAGUGAAAUCCAGGACAGUGCCUAUUUGGACGGUGAAAGCACGUACAGUGAGGCAGAGCUGUUCCCUGAUGAAGACACGAUGACUCUGGCCCAGCAAGAGGUUCACCAUGAGUCCGACAUGGACAGCGCCAUCGAGAGCGUGCAGAGCUCAGAAGCAUCUGACGUGUGUUGCAGCGAAGAGAAGGACGUUGUGCUCAGCGGACUCUUUCUGCCUGUAGACAAGUCAAGUCCUCACAACCCCUCUGCAGCAUCUGACCUCUCCACCUAUUCCACCGCCUCUCUGAUCAGUAACGAGGAACAAUUUGAAGACUACGGGGAAGGAGACGAUGUGGAUUUUACCCCCAGCAGCCCGUGCCCUGAUGAUGAGACCAGAACAAAUGCCUACUCUGACCUUGGCUCCUCUGUGUCUUCCAGUGCGGGGCAAACCCCAAGGAAAAUGAGGCACAUUUAUAACAGCGAGUUGCUGGACGUCUACUGUUCACAGUGCUGCAAAAAAAUAAACCUGCUUAAUGACUUGGAAGCCAGGCUGAAAAACUUGAAAGCAAACAGCCCCAACCGAAAAAUAUCCAGCACAGCUUUUGGGAGACAACUCUUCCACAACAGUAACUUCAGCAGCAGCAAUGGCAGCACAGAGGACUUGUUCAGAGACAGCAUAGACUCGUGUGACAACGAUAUUACUGAAAAGGUCACUUAUUUAGAAAAAAAGGUGACCGAACUGGAGAAUGAUAACAUGACUAAUGGAGACCUGAAGAGCAAACUGAAACAGGAGAACACGCAGCUAGUUCACAGAGUUCAUGAACUAGAAGAACUGUUGAAAGACCAAGAGACGUCAGCGGAACAAACACUGGAAGAAGAAAUAAAAAGGCACAGAGAAGCAUACAGCAAGUACGAAAAAGAGAAGGGUACUGAAAUUGAACUGCUAAAUACAAGAGUUCAACAACUUGAGGAAGAAAACAGUGAACUCAAAACCACAGUCACCCGACUGAAAUCACAAACAGAGAAAUUAGAUGAGGAGAGGCAACGCAUGUCGGAUAGGUUAGAAGACACCAGUUUGCGGCUGAAGGACGAGAUGGACCUGUACAAAAGGAUGAUGGACAAACUGCGACAGAACAGACUGGAGUUUAACAAGGAGAGGGAGGCUACGCAGGAGCUUAUUGAGGACUUGCGGAAGGAGCUGGAGCACUUGCAGCUGUACAAGCUGGACUGCGAGCGCCCCGGCCGGGGGAGAAGCUCCUCCUCCAGCGUGAGUGAAUUCAACGCAAGAACGAGGGAAGUGGAAAUGGAGCAUGAAAUUAAACGGCUUAAGCAGGAGAAUCAGAAACUUCGUGACCAGAAUGAUGACCUUAAUGGACAGAUUCUAAGUCUUAGUCUUUAUGAAGCUAAGAAUCUCUUCGCAACACAGACAAAAGCCCAAUCAUUGGCUGCUGAAAUUGACUCUGCAUCCAGAGAUGAGCUCAUGGAAGCUCUUAAAGAACAGGAGGAGAUCAACUACAGAUUGCGACAGUAUAUGGACAAGAUCAUUUUGGCCAUCCUAGACCACAACCCGUCGAUCCUGGAAAUAAAAAAUUGAAGGACCUAAAAAGCAGCUGCCUGAUAUUUCUGCACAUGCCACUGGAUCUAAACAUCACUCUGAUACUGUAAAUGAUUCUAUAAAUAUAUAUAUUAUGUGUGAGUGGGCGCGUGGGUAUGUUUAUAUGAUGUCUGGUACCUUAUCCGUGAGUCAUAAAAUCGGCUUGAUUUGUUUUUUUCAUGCACUUUUCAAUAUCUGUGAUGAGAUCGCUGCUGUAUAUGAAUAACAAUAUAACUGGAUCACGCUGUUUUAGAUACUGGAUGUAAUGACUCUACCUCUAGUUGUAAAGAUGAAGUACAGUGGAAACCUAUGGAUGUCUCCCCUCCCUUUGAAAAACAAGAAUUACUCUUUCUUUCAGAUGAAUGAGGGUACUCCCCAAAAUUCAACAUAGCCAGGUUUGGUUCCUGACUGGUGCUCACUACAUCGCCCUCUACUGAAUUUAGUUUUGCCGGAGUUUUCCUAGUGAAACCUUUGGUCAAACCUGGACCUUUUUGAAAAUGAGUAUCUGUUAUGAUGAAAGGAGGAGAGGGGCAGAAUCGUGAAUAUCCGUGUGAAAACGCCAUCCACUUAUUUGCCACUGUUAGCAAAAUGCUUUUAAUAUAAAGGCUACAUAUCCAUCUUCAGGAUGACUGCCUAUCUGUUGUUGUGUGCAUGGGUAUGUGUUAGGCCAGGGUCCUUAUAGCAUUGAGGCAUUGCAGUGUAUGCCUUUAUUUAUCACUGGGCCACUAAAAUUAAUUCUAGGGUCCUGCACCUGCAUUUUAAGGCUUCGACUUUUUGAAAGGUUACUGACUGCAUGCGAAUCCACUUCGUUGUUUUAAAGAGAAACUUUAAUCUAAACAAUUAGCCUAAAUUCCCUUCCCCGCCACCAAAGCACACUGCUGAACUCCUAGGAGAGAGAGAAUGGUGAGGUCCUACAGGUUUUUGCAGUUGCUUAAUCCCUGAUGUAAACUAAUUUAACUAUUUGAGCAGUUAAAACUCAAAAGCACACUUUUAAGACACCAGUAACGGGUAACAUGCAAUGUAUUCCUUCCCCCACCCCCACCUCACCCUUUCACAAGUAGCUUCACUCACCCAAAUUACCUAUUCCAAAUAUUGCCUAUCCCUGUGCCCACAUCUGUAUGCUCUGAAUCAGGAAAGUACAUAAGCGCUUGCUUAAUUUAAGCAUAUUGCCAUACUUGGGUCCUAUUGGAGUUGAGGAUGUGUGUAAAAUUAAACGCUUUCAUCUGAACUGGGCUAGAUUUAAACAGUUGAUGUGCUUUUUGGAUUGGGCCAAUUUCUUGAAGAAAUGGGGCCUUUUAACUAAAAGUAAAAGCUAGAAGUUAAUUGCUGUGGAAUUUUUUUUUUAAAGUUCACACACUUUCCAUUUAAAUAAAAAGGGAAAGCAAACCUUCCUCCCCUUUGCUUCACACCAUCUGGCACAAGCAGGAGAACUCUCUGGUCUAUUUCUCUGUAACCAAGUGUCAGGCUAUCAAAUGUGCAUAGAGAUGUUCUCUCUGUUUUAACACACUCCUUGGAAAUGCACUGUUGCAGUAGCUGUGACAGAUUUUUUUUGUAUAUUGCUGUUGGCAGUUGGUCUCCCGCCUCCCCAUGUUUUUAUGUAUUUUCAUUGGUGUAUGUAAUGCAUUUUUCCCUUAAUCUGAAUACCUAGCACAUGUAUUCUUAUUGCUGUAAAUAUAUAUAUAUAUAUAUUUUUCUGCAACUGCAGCACUCUUGCCUUCAGUGAUAUCUUAUUGGAGUCAUGGGCAGGUGUGGGGAAGCACUGAAAACGGGCUUUCCCGAAGGCAAGAUGAUAAAACCAAUUUGAUUAUUUAUUUGAACCUGUCAUCUGUUAAGCUGUAGGGCCGUGGGUCGGGAGGAGAGCUCAUGAUGAAACUUGAAUUGUCCUUCCAGGCCUGGGUGCACCAUAGAGGGGCUCAUCUGUACUGGAAAAAUGUCAUUGUGCUUAACAUUAAAGGUUUCAGGAUGGAUUGGUAGCAGAGGAGAGUGGGAAUAAGGUGUCUCUAAGCCACUCCUGUGCCCCCCC